AGCCAACCACACAAACAAUGCUGACGUCAACAUUCAUCUCACUCAACUCAAAAUGGCGGACCCGGAGCUCAAUGUAGACAGCCUCAUAUCGCGGCUACUUGAAGUGCGCGGAUGUCGACCAGGCAAAACAGUUCAGAUGACAGAGGGUGAAGUCCGGGGCUUAUGUCUCAAAUCUCGGGAAAUCUUUCUCAGUCAGCCCAUUCUCUUGGAGCUUGAGGCACCUCUGAAGAUUUGUGGUGAUAUUCAUGGCCAGUACACAGACUUGCUGCGUCUCUUCGAGUACGGAGGUUUCCCACCCGAGUCAAACUAUCUGUUCCUGGGGGACUACGUAGACAGAGGGAAACAGUCCUUGGAAACCAUAUGUCUCUUACUGGCUUACAAAAUCAAAUACCCCGAGAAUUUCUUCUUGCUUCGAGGGAACCACGAGUGUGCUAGCAUCAACAGAAUUUAUGGCUUUUAUGAUGAAUGUAAAAGACGUUUCAAUGUCAGAUUAUGGAAGACUUUCACAGACUGCUUCAACUGUCUACCGAUUGCUGCAAUUAUUGAUGAGAAAAUAUUUUGUUGUCAUGGUGGUUUGUCUCCUGAUUUACAGACAAUGGAACAGAUCCGACGCAUCAUGAGACCCACAGACGUGCCAGACACAGGUUUGCUGUGUGAUUUGUUAUGGUCAGAUCCAGACAAGGAUGUACAGGGAUGGGGUGAGAACGACCGUGGUGUGUCGUUUACCUUUGGGGCAGAUGUGGUCAGCAAGUUCCUCAACAGACAUGAUUUGGAUCUCAUCUGUCGAGCCCAUCAGGUUGUGGAGGAUGGCUAUGAGUUUUUCGCCAAGCGUCAGCUGGUCACACUGUUCUCUGCGCCCAACUACUGCGGAGAGUUUGACAACGCCGGUGGGAUGAUGUCUGUGGACGACACGCUCAUGUGCUCUUUUCAGAUUCUGAAGCCGUCUGAGAAGAAGGCCAAGUACCAGUACGGAGGGUUGAACUCUGGUCGACCAGUGACGCCUCCACGGGGACCACAGCAGCAGAACAAGAACAAGAACAACAAGAACUGAGGCUGUCAUUGUCAGCUAGUGCCUUUGCUCGCUCUCACAAUUUUUUCCAUCUCCACUCCGCCCCCUGCCCGUCAGUCACUGGUGCUUUUGCGACAGGAUAAAAAGUCAGCUUAUAAAAAGACUGCAAAGACUGCCUCCUCCCCACCAAACCCUCCUCACAAACAACACUAUCACUUUCUCCCACACUUGCAAGCUAUACCAUUGUUCUUCUCUUCCUUAACAACUCAAACACUUGAGAGUUGAUGAGCAUCACUGUCUUUCAACCCCCUUCUUUCCCCUUUCUCCCCCCUCUCUCCUUCCCUCCACUGUCAAAUCCCCCCCCCCCCCCUUUCCUUUCCUCUCUCUCUCUUCCCCUCUCUGGCUCACUCUAUCCAUUCAUCCUCUCUCACACACACACAUACACACACACACACACACACUCGCAUGCACGCUCAAACAGACACAUGCAAUUGCACUCUCACACUUCCUGGUGUUGGAAUACAUACAAGUUACACACACGCCUACACACACCCACACAAACUCCAGCAAGGACUCUGGUGACUGCAGGUAUUAGAAGAACAAGUAUCAUGAUCAAGUUUGUUCACCAUCAGCGAGUCUGGUUGUCUCCAUUUUAAAAUAUUUUUUUUUUAUCUUGCCGCGAUGUUUCCUGCGCUCCGCCAUCUGGUCCCAGUGACUUUACAGCACACAGGCGGAAGGGAGGAGCUCAGAACACCGUUAUUGACUACCGCUGUUGUCGUAAUUAAGUUCUGACUAUUUAUUAUGUUUGUCUUGACGGCUUCGUAACACGCGCGUUUUGUCUCUCUUUUAAAAAAAUGUUUUUGGUGUGUUUCUCUAACAAUUUUUUUGUUGCUUUUUUGUUUUUGUGAGUACAAUUGGCUGUCUUUCUCAGGUUGGGACCUCUGAGAAUAUGAGGCAGAUUGCAUUGUCAUUGUUGUUUUAUGCAAUAUGGAGAAUGCGGUAGGGUUGCUUGGAGUUUUACACCAACUCACACAUGUAGGCCUACUUCAAAGUCACACAAACACUCCUUCACACAGAUAAAAAAGCACGCAUGGGUAAACGCCUUGUGGGCACACUGGUGAAGGCAAGUAUGCCUUCAAAAUGACAUCCAGUCUUGUACAGCUAGCCGUGUCAAACAAAUAAAAGGGUACAUUGUGUGUAUUGGUCUGAAGACUGCCCAUUGUUUUUCACUCUUGUAGUGUGUGCUCUUUCGAUGACGACGUAAAAACCUAACCUUCUGAAAGGGAUUCUGUUGCUGUCACUUGGUUCUCUCUUGAUACUUCAGACAAAUUUGCAGUGUCUAUAUUACUAUGCUCGAAGGUUGAUGAAUCAUUGUUUCAUAUUUUUUUUGUGCUGUUGGAACUAAUCUGUUGCUCGGAGAAGGUUCUGAGAAAUUUUGAAUCUUGGCCUCAUCUCAGAACCUUUUACAACAGCUUUUGUUCCUCCAAGUGCUUAUCUAGUAAUGACUAAACGAGCUGAGAAAUUAUGUUGGCUCAUGAUUAUUUAUUAUCAUAUAUAUAUAACAUGGAAAAGUAUGAGACAUUGUGUACUUUUUCUGUUAAAAAUGUUCCUGUAGGUUGUUAGGACUUUAAAAAAAUUUUGUUUUGCACCCAUAAUGUUACAACCUGCUACUUAUACUUGCUGAGAAAAAAAGAAAGUAUUGAAUUGACUUAAACUACCAUUAUCAAUCCCACAUUAUUGAUGCUUGUGAAUCAUUUUUAUACCACCAUUGUUUGUUUGUACAAUAGUGACAGAUGUUCUGUAUGUUGAUGUGACGCAGUGUGUGUGAAAUAAGUUUGAGUGCGAUUAUUUUUCAACAGUGGUUUAGCCCUUGGGUCACUUUUAUUUUUGGGUGAAACAAUAACAUUUUGUUUAAAUAGUGGUCUUGUGUGAAUACAAUUCUACAAAUUCUAAAGCAGAAUGUAGGCCUACCACAUUUGACCCUCAUGUUGUGACAAAGGUUAAUGAAGCUGCUUUUUGUUGAUCCUUCUGUAUGUUCAUAGUAAUAUUUGUGAGCAUGACGUCAGUCACUGUAAUAAAGCUGUGUUAUAUCAUCCACUGGAAAACCAAAAAAAAAGAAGUUUUUUAAGAUUUGUAUGUUUUGUUUGUUUUAAAAAAUUUUAGUACAGGAUGUUUAUAUAAAUUACCGGGAUAGGCUGUCAGUGUAAUAAAUGAGAAAUAUCACACUGCGCACUUUGCAGCCGAGGUGACCUUAUCAAGAAUAUCUUUUGUUUUAUUUCAAUUUCUGGUGACACCAGGUUUGAAAUUAACGUAUGGCGGUAUCUAUUUUUUGUAGUGUGCUGAAAGUGUCUGGGUCAGGUUCAGAGUGGGGGUGUCUUUUAUUUUUGUUGGUGCAAUAUCCUGGCCAGAGAUAUAAUGUACAUGGGAGUGAGAUCACAAACUGAAAUGUGUUGUUAUAUUGAAGAGACUUUGAUUUUCUGAUAUGUGCUGUCUGUCAUGCUGACUCCUCUCAGUCUCUUGAAGUGACCUUGACUCUUAUGUACUUGACUCAUCUAUUAUCCCUCCUGAAGCGAGUGUGACUGAUUUUGUUGUCCAAAAAUGACCUGGACAAGUGUGUCUUUGACCGACUGACUGUAGUACUGUACGUCCAGAGUGAUAGUGGACACGCGUGUCUUGUCACUACUGGCUGACUGCCUCUCUUGGUGGCUAAGAUCUUUGUUUUCUGGAGUGUGUAUGUUGUGUUGUUGUCGUCGUGUGAUUACUACCCGAAUUGUUUGUUUGAACUGUACAACACAGGGGGGAAGAGUUGGCUCUGGUUGGAUUCUUGUCAAAAUAUUCAAAUGGGCGCUGGUGACUGCUUAUUCUCUUAAAGCCUAUUGAUGAAGUGGUAUAAUCUUAAUCGUAUUGUCGGGGACUGAGAAGUGUAGGCCUUCUCAUAUUUAAGGGGAGGAGCAAAACAGCUGUGACCUCUGUAUGCAAACGUGCUGGUGUCAUGCCAAACGAUGCUAUUGAUAUGCAACUGUGUGUCGUGUCGGUCUGCAAAACCAUAUGGCUUGCUCACACGAGAAAAGUGUGUGUGUACAACUUAGUACAAGCCUGUGAAUGUUGAUAUGUUGCUUGUGAUAUUGCUGUAUCUGCUUAUGAGCUUGUGUGUAUAAAUGAUACACAUCCACUCUGCCUUGUCCCUUCUACAAUCAUUUGUGUUCAAGUAUGGAGCCAGCAAGGGCUGGGCUUUUGAAUAUAUAAGCCCGUUGUCGAUUACUCGACAUACUUUUAUCCUCUCUAAGGGGAAGACGCAACUUUUGUCUUGUGUACGAUUUCUGAAAGAAGUUUGUCUAUGUUACCUGGCAUGUGAAUGAAAUCUUGUGUCUGCAAGGAAUAUUACCAAAUUAUCAAGUUCUGACAGGGAGUGUUAAAAAAAGGAGAGAAAAAUCUUGUUGACUUGCCUUGAGCUCGUAGGAAGAGGGUAGUCAAAAGUUGAAACAAAAGUGCCCCAAUUUUGCAAAAUUUGAAGAAGUGGUCAUAUUUUGGUUGAUUCUUUCAACAAAUUUAUGAGUUAACUAUUUUAGGUCUCUCAGAACCUACUGUUUGAGCUACGGGGGAGGGGGGGGGGGUGUAAGUGUUUUUAGCUCCAUUACCAAAACUGGAAUGCGAUUGCGCUUUGAGUUGUUGGUACAAAUUUAUUUUAAAAUUUAGUUUACUAAAAAGGUCUUUUGGUUAAGACCACCUUGUUCAACCUGAGAUAUUAAUGUCUGUGCAAAGGUUGCUCUUCUUGAACAACCAUCAUUGUGUUGAAAGGGCUGUUUCAUUAAACCUCAAAAGUGGGUUACCAAAAACCGCUCUACCCCCUAUGUUUUACGAUUAUUGUUUCUUGCAAAAAAACAGAUUUUUAUAGUGCAGGUUUCCUGUACUGUGUGUGGUUUGAAUCUCCAGAUUUUCUUGUCCUACAUAAGACAAACGUCAUGUGUAUGUGUGGAUGCGGUAGUGUGGUGUUUGCAAUGUCCUCUGCGUACGUGUGCGUGCUUCUCUUAACUUUUUCACAUCUAUGCAAUCGCUCUCCUUUGUGCUCUUCCACCAUUGUUGUUCCAUUAUUCAAACCGACAGACCAGAGACAAGUGGUGACACAGCCUACCAAGUUUGACUGUUUACGUCUGUCACCUGUAUCAAAGAAUCAAAAAGGGUUUUUAAAAAAAAUAUUCUUUGUGUAUAAUAAUAUAAUGCAUGUUUUGUCUACAGUAGAGAGCUUUGUCUACCCAUUAACUCACUCCACCUGGCCCCAGUGAUUAGAUUAACAGAGCUCCAUGCUUACCAUUACAUCCAUGACUUUUCUUUUCCUUUCUCUCAUUCAUCGUUUAUCCCCUCCAUUUUUCUGUUUCUUGGCCUAUUCCUGUCUUUGUCAUCUUAGUCCUGCGAGUGACUUAUCGUUUAAUAAAUGUAGGUUCUGUUCUGUCGCAGGAUCCUGUGGCAAACGCUCUUUUGAUUUACUGUGAAGUGUUUGAGGUUACUGUUGUUUUUUUACUGUUUUGAUUGGUCAGCAGUCUGAAGAAGAUGACCCGCCUUUCAAACCACUCCAAGAAAAGGCGUUGACUGGGUUCUAUGUUUUCAGUCUGCUAUGAUCUUUAGAUGUUUAUGUAUUUAUUUAUUUUUGGGGGACAGUGUGGAACUUUGUACAUUUUCUUCCCGACAAUGCGUAAUAUUUUAGGUCAGCUUGCUGUAGUUUUUAUAGUUUAUGUUAUGUGUGCCGGUCAAAGUAGCAGAAAACUAUAUCUCAGAAGAUUGACGGAGGCAAGUUUUUUGUCCUGCUCAUGGGUCUGAUGCCUGCUUCGAUGAUAGACGGGUGUUGUAACCUUGCGUUUAGUUUGUUAGUUUUUGGCUCUGGUGAGUUGGCCAGGUCUUUUAUUGCAUGCGGAGGGGUUGAGCAGUUAGCUGCCUGGUCCGCUGCUCACUCCCUCGCUCCUCCCCCCAAGUCGGAUGUUGUGGUCAGUGCGUUGGAGUUUCUGGUGGUGUCCACACGUGAUGUACAUUGUAAAUGAUGCACUUAGAUUUUCGGCCCGGCAGUUGCUCUCUUCACCCCUUGUAACAUGGUAAUUACUUAUAAAUAUUAAUAUAUAAUAAUGUAUUAAAAUUGUGUAAACAUUGGUAA
This is a messenger RNA of Aplysia californica (California sea hare), 6152 nucleotides long. RefSeq names its product serine/threonine-protein phosphatase PP1-beta catalytic subunit. NCBI's taxonomy places the organism in Eukaryota, Metazoa, Mollusca, Gastropoda, Aplysiida, Aplysiidae. Bases 53 to 1051 code for a protein of 332 amino acids. The transcript has 8 exons. Gene Ontology annotation, cellular component: cytoplasm; nucleus. Gene Ontology annotation, molecular function: protein serine/threonine phosphatase activity. The record is from RefSeq and is a predicted model, not a curated record.